CUUUUUUGUUAUAGAUGAUUUAAUUUUUCUUCCGCCAUUUUUCGCUAUUUGAGGUUUUAAUUUAAUUGAUUAAAUUGAUUUGUUUUCUAUAUAAAAAUUCUAAAUCAAAAUUAGUUUCCGUUCAUUGAAAACAAAUCGAAAAUGUUCAAAAAUCAAUUGAAUUUUGACCGAAUUAAUUUUCUAAUAAUUUUGUUUGGAUAAUUAAAUUUUUGUCUUCCAUUCUUCGACAGUCGCCAUUUAAGGAUGCGAGGGCGAUAUCGUGCUGGAGAUGAGUUCAAAAAUAAAACGCGACGCGAUGAGAGAUGCAAAUUGCGUGCAACGCGUUGAAACUGUGCCAAGAUUUGAGCCGCCUCGGAAUAUAUACAUUUCGAUGCGUGGGAUUUCGUUCUAUUGAUAUCCGAAAAAUGUGUUUCAAUGUUAAUGUUGCUUAUCCGAAACAUUGCGAAAACACGCGACUCGUAAAAUAUGUAUAUAUAUAUAUAUAUAUAUAUAUAUAUCAUAAACAUAUAGGAGGAAAAUCCCUUCCCUUGGAAUCAGCUAUAAAUUAAGCGUAGAAUUUACUUACACAUUUAAUAUAUAAAAAAAUUAAUUAAAAACGUAGCUCGAUAAUUUGUUGUUGCAUUUGUUUACGCAAUUAGAGAGAAAAACAUAUCGUGAAAAAAUCCAAACGUAAACUUUGAGUCGAGAUAGAGACCUAUCAGGUCAUCGAGUCGACUCGAUAACAGAGUGAGAAAAAAAUCGCGAUUGUUAUGUUGUACAAUUGAAACUUUCGAAAGUAUAUAUACGAAUGUUUGCACGUAUUUAUAGAACAGAUAUAAUUAUAAGAGAGUCGCUAUCUCUCUCUUUCUAUAUAUAUAUAUAAGGCACAUGUAUAUAUACAGAAACGCGUUAUUAUAAAAUAACAUUCUCGCGCAACGCGUGACGGAAAAAGAAUGUUGCUGCGCAACCUGUGGACCUUGUGCUGCUGCCUCCUGCUGUCGCCGGCCCUCCUGGUCUCGGCCCUGGAAAACGGUCUGGCCAGGAGCCCUCCGAUGGGAUGGCUCGCCUGGGAGAGAUUCAGGUGUAACACCGAUUGCAAGAAUGAUCCUGAUAAUUGUAUAAGUGAUCGUCUCUUCCGGACCAUGACAGAUAUAGUGGUGGCUGAGGGAUAUGCCGCAGUGGGAUACGAGUACAUUAAUGUGGAUGAUUGUUGGUUGGAGAAAGAGAGAGACAUAAAUGGACAGCUUGUACCGGACAGAGAACGCUUCCCAUAUGGCAUGAAGAGUCUUUCUGAUUAUGUACAUUCAAAGGGCCUCAAGUUUGGCAUCUAUGAAGAUUACGGUAACUACACUUGCGCUGGCUAUCCAGGUAUAUUGGGCUACUUGGAUAUAGACGCCGCUACAUUUGGAUCCUGGGAUGUAGAUUAUGUGAAACUGGACGGAUGCUAUUCACAUCCCACCGAUAUGGACAGAGGCUAUCCCGAGUUUGGAUUCCAUUUAAAUCAAACUGGAAAGCACAUGAUAUAUUCCUGCAGCUGGCCCGUCUAUCAAAUCUAUGCUGGUAUGCAGCCAAAUUACACCGCGAUCGCGGAGAACUGCAAUCUCUGGCGCAACUUUGAUGACAUCCAGGACUCGUGGGCCAGCGUGGAGAGUAUCAUCGAUUACUACGGCAACAAUCAAGACGUGAUUGUGCCCAUUGCCGGCCCAGGACAUUGGAACGACCCGGACAUGUUAAUCAUCGGUAACUUUGGGCUAAGCUACGAGCAGAGCAAGACGCAAAUGGCGAUCUGGGCUAUACUAGCAGCUCCGUUGCUCAUGUCCGUUGAUCUCAGGACGAUCAGGCCAGAGUACAAAGCCAUUUUGCAAAACAAGAAGAUCAUCGCUGUGGAUCAAGAUCCGCUGGGUAUUCAAGGUCGAAGGAUAUACAAACACAAGGGCAUUGAAAUUUGGGCGAGGCCCAUCACUCCGGUUUACCAAAACUACUACUCGUACGCGAUCGCGUUUAUCAACAGGCGAACUGACGGUACGCCAUCGGACGUAUCGGUCACGUUGAAGGAAUUGGGUCUGCAGUAUCUUGGAGGAUACCGAGUGGAGGAUUUGUACGAAGACGUAGAUUACGGCAUACUGACACCACAGACCAAGAUCAAGGUCAAAGUGAACCCGUCGGGUGUAGUAAUUCUGCGAUGCAACUUGAACAUAGACGAUGCGUUUCGCUAUUCGCCGUACUCGCCCUUAAAUCAGAUCUUUAAAGUUAGGCAAAAUUCCUUUAAAUGAUCGUAAGUUUAAAGUAUUAUCGAAUUUUCAUCGGCGUUUUAUACAUAAAUAUAUAUGUAAGUUCUACGUUCUAUAUUAACAUAUUAUA
This is a messenger RNA of Nylanderia fulva, 2340 nucleotides long. Its product is annotated as alpha-N-acetylgalactosaminidase. Gene Ontology annotation, biological process: oligosaccharide metabolic process; glycoside catabolic process. NCBI's taxonomy places the organism in Eukaryota, Metazoa, Arthropoda, Insecta, Hymenoptera, Formicidae. The record is from RefSeq and is a predicted model, not a curated record. Gene Ontology annotation, molecular function: alpha-galactosidase activity. Gene Ontology annotation, cellular component: cytoplasm.